Molecule: messenger RNA, 2772 nt
Organism: Vigna angularis (adzuki bean)
Lineage: Eukaryota; Viridiplantae; Streptophyta; Magnoliopsida; Fabales; Fabaceae
Product: protein TRANSPORT INHIBITOR RESPONSE 1
Exons: 5
Coding region: 524-2260 (578 amino acids)
Biological process (GO): SCF-dependent proteasomal ubiquitin-dependent protein catabolic process
Cellular component (GO): SCF ubiquitin ligase complex
Molecular function (GO): protein binding
Source: RefSeq, a predicted model, not a curated record
UUUCUCUAUCCUCUUCUUAACUGCAACCAAUCUUCUUCAAAGAUGAAAACUUUAUUUCUUCCGUCUUUUUCUGAUCCUCUACUUUUGUUAUAAUACGCCGUGGGUGAUCAGUGCCUAUGGUCGUUGGCCUCAUCACUCAUCAUAAGGUAGAAGUGAUUUGAGAGUUUCUGUACAGGGAAAAAGAUCCCAAUUUUCAGUGACCUAACCUUUUCUCUCUCCUUCCUCCUCUCACGUACACCCAUAUACAUAUAAAUAUAUACCUUCUGGAUCUCCUUCCACCUCUUAACGGAUCGCAGAUUCCAUCAAGCUCAUUUGGGUCUCCAAAUUUUUGUUUCAGUUCCGAAUGCUCUUAAAUUCUGUUGUUUUCUUGUGUUCAAAGAGAAAACAUGGCUGAAAGCAGGUACCUUUGUAGUCAACAGUGAAGGGUACAUAGCAGCAGGUGGCUGCUUAAAAAUCUCAUUGUUGAUCCACACGGUGUCGGAAAAUUUGGCUCUUUUUUUGUCUCUCUAUUCUUGAGUUGAAGAUGGAGUGUAGGAGAAAGAGGGAUAAUCCAAAAUCAAACUCCACUUUUCCUGAUGAGGUAUUGGAAAGAAUUCUAGGGAUGUUAAAAUCUCGAAAGGACAAAAGCUCGGUUUCUUUGGUUUGCAAAGAGUGGUAUAACGCCGAGAGAUGGUCAAGAAGGAGUGUGUUCAUAGGUAACUGCUAUUCUGUGUCUCCUGAGAUCCUAACUCGCAGGUUUCCUAACAUUCGAAGUGUCACACUGAAAGGGAAACCUCGUUUUUCUGACUUCAACUUGGUUCCUGCAAAUUGGGGUGCUAAUAUUCAUUCAUGGCUGGUGGUGUUUGCUGAGAAGUACCCUUGGCUUGAAGAGUUGAGGCUCAAGAGGAUGACUGUUACUGAUGAGAGCUUGGAGUAUCUGGCUCUCUCUUUCCCCAAUUUCAAGGCCCUUUCCCUUCUCAGUUGUGACGGAUUCAGCACUGAUGGGUUGGCUUCAAUCGCCACUAAUUGCAAGAAUUUAACUGAACUUGACAUACAAGAGAAUGGUAUUGAAGAUAAGAACGGCAAUUGGUUGAGCUGUUUUCCUGAAAGCUUCACAUCAUUGGAAGUACUGAACUUUGCCAAUCUUCACAACGAUGUAAAUUUUGAUGCACUUGAGAAACUUGUCAGUAGAUGCAAAUCAUUAAAGACUUUGAAGGUUAACAAAAGUGUAACACUGGAACAAUUGCAAAGGCUUCUUGUUCAUGCUCCUCAGUUAGGUGAGCUUGGUACUGGCUCAUUUUCACAAGAGCUGACGGCACAGCAGUCCUCAGAGCUUGGAAGUGCAUUCAAAAAUUGUAAAAAUCUUCACACCCUUUCGGGGUUAUGGGUAGCUACAGCACAAUAUCUCCCAGUUCUGUACUCUGCUUGCACAAAUCUAACUUUCUUGAAUUUUAGUUAUGCUCCUCUUAACAGUGAUGAUCUUGCUAAGCUCCUUGUUCACUGCCCUAAGCUUGAGCGUCUAUGGGUUGUGGACACAGUUGAAGACAAGGGGCUAGAAGCUGUUGGAUCACACUGUCCGUUGCUUGAGGAACUGCGUGUUUUUCCUGCAGAUCCCUUUGAUGAGGGCAUUGCUCAUGGGGUUACUGAAUCAGGGUUUAUAGCAGUCUCUCAAGGGUGCCCUAGACUUCACUAUGUUCUCUACUUUUGCCGUCAAAUGACCAAUGCUGCUGUUGCUACCGUUGUACAAAACUGCCCUGACUUCACUCAUUUUCGACUGUGCAUCAUGCACCCUGGCCAGCGAGAUUACUUGACACAAGAUCCUAUGGACGAGGCCUUUGGAUCUGUUGUUAAGACUUGCAGGAAACUCCAGAGGCUUGCAUUAUCAGGUUAUCUGACUGACCUGACUUUUGAGUACAUAGGAAAGUAUGGAAAAAACUUGGAAACUCUUUCAGUCGCAUUUGCCGGAAGCAGUGAUUGGGGCAUGCGUUGUGUGCUCGACGGCUGUCCAAAGCUGAGGAAACUCGAGGUAAGGGACUGCCCAUUCGGCAACGAUGCUCUUCUGGCAGGUUUGGGGAAGUACGAGUCAAUGAGGUCGCUGUGGAUGUCAGACUGUGAAGUGACAAUGAAUGGGGUUAGAGAGUUGGCCAAGGAAAAGCCUAGGUUGAAUGUUGAAGUCAUAAACGAAGAAACCUACGACAAUCAACAGGCUAAAAAGGUUUAUGUCUAUCGUUCUGUUGCUGGGCCUAGAAGGGAUGCCCCUCCUUUUGUUCUCACUCUCUGAAAUGCCAUCUCCACUCCUACUUUGAAGCUCAAAAUGUCCUUGCCUUUGGUUGCCUCCAUCGCAGAUGGCAAAACCUCUACUGUUUGUUAUUCGAGACUCAACAAUAUGGAAGGUGGGAGGAAAAAAGGGACUGUGCAUGAUUCAAACAAACUUCAAUCAUGUUUCCAAUGCUUGAUUUUUCUCUUGGUAUAUCAUAAAUCCAGCUUCUUUUGACACCCUAUAAUUGCAAUACUUGGCUUAAUGAUAUACUAGCUGGACCCACUGAGAUAAAUAAUGAAACUAUCGACCAAGUCACAACAAAUAUGAGCAUCGAUUAAAGACAGUUUAUAAAUUCAGAGGAUCGUGGCGGAAGUCUAUAUACUUAUCUGUGCUCUUUUUCUCCUUACUGAAGACAUUAUUUUUGUUCUCAUUGUAAUAUCUAUUCAAGACAAUGCAACAUUCCCAUCUGAAAAUGGAGGAAACCAUGGCAAUAAAUGAGGUUAACAGAAAUAGAUUCAUGUUUGAUUGGAUAA